AAAUUAGUUAUGAAAAGGAGCAGAGGCGCAAGCAGCUAAAGCACCUACGAGGUGAAGAUACGUGGAUGCUUGCUGAUGUGAAUGAACGUGUGGAACAACUGGAAAAGGAACAUUCUGUGCAGAAAAAAAAGAAAAAGGAUAAGCACUCAAAAAAAGCUAAGAAAGAAAAGAAGAAAAAUAAGAAACAAAAAUCUGAAAAGAAGGAUGACUUACUUGAUAGUUCUUCGGAUUCUUCAGUUGAAUGGGUUGAGUCAAAUGUGUCACAGUCAGAUAACACAGAAAAGGCUUGGAAGGUCAACAAGCAAUCAGAUGCUGUGAAAGAACCCUCCCUGGAGAGAGAAGAAUGGAUGAAUUUAGACUUCAUGUCACUGAAAACCACGUCAGUAGCAGCUGUCAGAGGUGAAAGACACAAAGAAAAAAUAUUGGAACGACAGAAAGCUCAAGAACUUGAGCAGGCCAUGCUGUCUGAGAGAGAGCUCAAUCCCUAUUGGAAAGACGGUGGUACAGGUUUGCCACCAGAGAAGGAUGAAGCAGCUUCAGUUAAGAAAGUUACAGUGGUAGAAGAUGCUGGAUUAAGUUGGUUACAAAAAUCAUACCAAAGGAUGAAGGAGCAGGCUGAGAGAGAGAAACGAAAUUUUGAGGAAAUUGUAGCUGAGAGAUAUGGGUCAAUGGAGGUAUUUCAGUCACGAUUAGAAGAAGCUGAAAAAGUUGCAUCCAGAAAGGAAAAUUAUUAUAGAAGUGGAAGAUGGAAGAAAACUGACUAUUCAGAAAGUGAGAAAGAGAAGAAAGAACAGCAUAUGAAAAAGGAGACACAAGAUGAAGAUGAUAGAAACAGGAACAUGUUUGGGGGCUACACUAGGGAGAAGCAUGGCAAGGGAUGGGCGCAAGAAGACAAAGGUUACAAAAGAGAUAUGUCAAAAGAAGACCAAGAAUGUGGACACAGUAGCACGGACUCAGUAUUGAGAGGUUACAGCUCCAAAGCAGAAAAACACUCCAAUGAAAAACGAAGUCAGGAAAAGAGUUCAUCUCUAAGCAACAUGAAACACAAAUUUCUGAAACCCUCCGAAGAUGAUUUAUCAUCUUACAGUGCACCUAGAGACUACAAGUCACAGCAGUCCUCUUCCAAACUGCCGGUUCACAGCAAUUUGAGCAGCCGUUUCCAAAAACCUAGUGAGGAUACUGCAGUGUGGACCAAAACACGCACAGAAGAUAACAAUGAGAAAUUAAUGUCUGAUCAAAAAUCAUCAGGUACUAGGGAACAAAUUGAUGACAAUAGUUGGGAAAGAACUCCAAGUAAUGAAAAAGAGAAGUCGCGACAGGAGUACCCAAGUGAUAUCCCUGAGAAGAAACAAAUGUUAUCUGACAGUGAAACAUUGUGUUCUAGAUAUACAUUGAAGGACGAGCCACCUCGGAACCUUAGCGAAGAGGAGAUGAACAGACUGGGAGCGAGGAUUGUGAAAGCAGAACUUAUGGGAGACAUGGAGUUAGCUUCAAAACUUCAAGCAGAACUUGAGAACGCUCGCAAAUUGAGAGAGACUCAAGGGCAGAUUCCAGCAAAGUAUGGCAGAGAGGCUUCAAGCUCUCAAGGUGAACAAGUGGUCCUUGUCAGAACAGAUCAAAGUGGAAGGGCAUGGCCUGUGACCGCACCAACUGAACCACAGGAGCCAAAAGGAGGACGGAGAAAGCGACAGAUGGUCCCUACUCAUAUAGAUAAAGAAAGAGUAAGGUAUUUUCACGAUGAUGAUAGUAUGACCCUGAAGGAUUUAGUCAAAAAUGAGAAGAUGAGAACAGCAGAGGAUCAAAACUCACUGUUCAUGCGUAUGGCGUCAAAGCUCAUGGAAAAAACUGACAGAGAGUACUACACUCUGGAUGACAUGUUUGUUUCCAAAGCAGCCAAAAGAGCGCGCAGUGGGGAAGAGGAAGAAAUACAAAGAAGAAAAGCAAUACAUGAGCACCAGCAGCUUGCUGCACGCAUGGAAAAGUGCCCAUACUGCUUUGAUAGCAGUGAACUUUCUAAACAUCUUAUUAUUGCAAUUGGCACCAAGGUAUACUUGUCUCUACCAAGCAACCAGUCCCUUACUGAAGGUCACUGCCUGAUAGCCCCUCUACAGCACCAUACUGCAGCCACUCUUUUGGAUGAAGACAUCUGGGAAGAAAUCCAGAUGUUCAGAAAUGCAUUGGUGAAAAUGUUUGAAGCUAAAGACUUGGACUGUGUGUUCCUAGAAACAAACAUGAAUAUGAAGAAACGGUAUCAUAUGGUAUACGAAUGCAUUCCUCUUCCAAAAGAAGUAGGAGAUGUGGCUCCAAUCUACUUUAAGAAAGCUAUAAUGGAGUCUGAUGAAGAGUGGUCCGUGAACAAGAAGUUAAUUGAUCUUUCUUCAAAAGAUGUUCGGAAAUCUGUUCCUAAAGGAUUACCAUACUUUUCUGUGGACUUUGGCCUUCAAGGAGGAUUUGCUCAUGUCAUUGAAGAUCAACACAAGUUCCCUCAUUACUUUGGAAAGGAAAUCAUUGGUGGCAUGCUGGACUUGGAACCGCGGCUCUGGAGAAAAGGAAUCAGACAGAAUUUUGAGGAUCAGAGGAAGAAGGUGUUGCAGUUUGCACAGUGGUGGAAACCAUAUGACUUUACCAAAAAGAAAGAAUGAGUACAUCCCUGCAGUCAAGGACUAUAUAAGCCAUAAGUUAUAUUAAAGGAUAUUUCACAUGUUAAGAAUAACACCAGUGUGUUAUGUAUUGCUAAUAUAUUUUAAAACCAAGGAUAUUGUUUAAUUGCUGAUUACCUGUUUCUGGUUUAUACGCUGUGUGGAUCACGUGAACCUGCAAGUCUGACAAACCACAAGUGUACAGAGUUUUUAGUUUUUCAUUUUUUAGCUGAGCCAAAAGAAUAAUAUCCAUGUGGCCAUUAGAAUUCUUCAAAAUGUAGCUUUUGCUUUUGGAGCUUUUAUAAUCUUUGAGGCAAUUGAUUUUUUUAAUAUUGUAUUUAGCAUAAAGCCAGUGCUUAAUUAUCACGGUGACUUUUUGUA
Molecule: messenger RNA, 3020 nt
Organism: Aptenodytes forsteri (emperor penguin)
Lineage: Eukaryota; Metazoa; Chordata; Aves; Sphenisciformes; Spheniscidae
Gene: CWF19L2
Product: CWF19-like 2, cell cycle control (S. pombe)
Exons: 17
Coding region: 66-2642 (858 amino acids)
Biological process (GO): mRNA splicing, via spliceosome
Cellular component (GO): post-mRNA release spliceosomal complex
Source: RefSeq, a predicted model, not a curated record